GAAAUACUGACAGAUGAAAAUCUGCAUUCAUGUUUGAUGAAGUUAAAAGGGUUCUGUUUUCAAAAUAUACUUGCAGUUGUGUAUGAUGAAACACCAACACAAUAUUUGUCGCGCGUCAUUUCUGAGGAAAGCUUUAGAUGGGAGGAUAGAAUGAAGGUGGCAACUCAACUUGCAAGCCUCUUCACCUGGUUGCAUGAGAAGCGAUUUGCAAUUGGUCGUAUGGAGCCUUCUGCCAUAAUGAUUGACAAGGAGUUCAACAUAAAAGUAGUGGACUUUUCUUCCUUGGUUCGUGUAAGAGACAUCCCUCAUAAUAUUCUUCCUAAUGCUCCCGAGGCUGAUAAUGUUACUGAGACUUUAAAAGAUGAUGUUUACGCAUUUGGUAUUCUACUUUUGAGGUUGAUUACAAAUAACAAAAACAUUGAAGGUCCAUAUCAUUGGUGGAUUCUGGAGGAGCUACAAGGUGGUAAAAGAUCGAUAGUGGAUAAAUAAGUUCUGCUAAAUUGUGAUGGUGUGCUCGCUUGUGGAAUCACAAAACUAGCAGCAGAAUGUCUGGAUGAGGAUCUAAAUGCUCGCCCAGAUAUGAAGAAUGUCUUUGACCGCUUGACCAAUUUGGUAAGCAAAGCAACUUGAAUCAUGGAAGAGCAAAAUUAAUUGUUUUGUUAAGCCUGUAAUGAGACUUUAUGAGACUUUACAUUAUGAAUGUUCUCACCUUAGCAUUAGCAGUUGGUUGACUGGGAUUCUUCUUGUUUAAGAAGCAGUGAAGCACUGAUUCUUCAUUCUAACAUUUUCUCAUUGUUAGAGAUUUUUCACUUUAUAUGUAAAUGCAUGCCAUGCAUAUUCUCUUGGUAUGAUCACUCUA
Molecule: messenger RNA, 859 nt
Organism: Solanum stenotomum
Lineage: Eukaryota; Viridiplantae; Streptophyta; Magnoliopsida; Solanales; Solanaceae
Product: probable receptor-like protein kinase At1g80640
Exons: 3
Coding region: 37-489 (150 amino acids)
Biological process (GO): protein phosphorylation
Cellular component (GO): plasma membrane
Molecular function (GO): ATP binding; protein kinase activity
Source: RefSeq, a predicted model, not a curated record